This is a messenger RNA of Betta splendens (Siamese fighting fish), 882 nucleotides long. It is a transcript of the gene ndufa8, whose product is annotated as NADH:ubiquinone oxidoreductase subunit A8. Bases 92 to 610 code for a protein of 172 amino acids. The record is from RefSeq and is a predicted model, not a curated record. Gene Ontology annotation, biological process: mitochondrial electron transport, NADH to ubiquinone. The transcript is spliced from 4 exons. Lineage: Eukaryota; Metazoa; Chordata; Actinopteri; Anabantiformes; Osphronemidae.
CGCUCGUCCUGGAGCUAGACGAGGACCUUGAAUUUUUUUAGGAUAGGCGCCGCUUUUUUGUGCUAUUGUUAUUUUGGAUAAACAUACUGCCAUGCCAACAACGUUGGAAGUCCCCGCAUUGCAUGAGCUGAAUGUAGAUGAGAUCAAGGUUUCCUCUGCUGUGCUGAAGGCUGCUGCCCACCACUAUGGCUCCCAGUGUGACAAACCCAACAAGGAGUUUAUGCUCUGUCGCUGGGAGGAAAAGGAUCCCAGGAAGUGUCUAGAAGAAGGAAGGAAAGUGAACGAAUGUGCACUCAAUUUCUUCAGGCAAAUCAAGGGAAACUGUGCAGAGUCCUUCACAGAGUACUGGACCUGUCUGGAUUAUUCAGGCAUGACAGAACUGCGGCGUUGCCGUCAACAGCAACAAGUCUUUGACAGCUGCGUGCUUGAUAAGCUGGGCUGGGAGAGACCUGAUCUUGGAGAACUGUCCAAGGUGACCAAAGUGUCGACCCCACGGGCUCUCCCUGAGAACCCCUACCAUUCUAGAGCGCGUCCUGAGCCCAACCCAGUCAUCGAGGGUAAACUGGAGCCUUCAAAGUAUGGCAGCAGGUUAUUCUUCUGGAACUGGUGAGGCAGCUGGAGGAAGUCGCCUUCCACAGACAUGGGCUCUGUCCAACAGCAACUAGACAAAAGCUGACCAUUGACACUUGAAGUGUAAAUCUGUCAGGCACAUGAAGGAUGCUGGUUUUAGCACCUUUAUCUGUCUGAGCAUUUUGGCCAGAGCUCAUGUCCAGUACAGUGUGGAUUACUUCAAUCCACACUGUUUUCCUGACCAUUUCUGUAAAUGUAAAAAUACAACAUGCUGUUAUUGUUGUUGUCUGAUAAUAAAGAGAUAAAUUAUAA